Molecule: messenger RNA, 1743 nt
Organism: Pocillopora meandrina
Lineage: Eukaryota; Metazoa; Cnidaria; Anthozoa; Scleractinia; Pocilloporidae
Source: the annotation of a GenBank genome assembly
AUGGUGUUUCCGGAGCUGCGUUCUACAGAAAAUUACGCCAUGAAGAAUCCAGCCAUAACUUCAGAUCUCAGCCAGUUGUCGUUGUGUUUUUUUAUCAAACUUGUUCAAGACCAAGGGGAUCAGAUAGUCGUCAGCUAUGCCAGUGAAGAUAGCAAUGACAUGACUGUCGAAAUUUAUCCAACGCGAACAGAUUUUUAUGUUGACUUCAAGUUGUUCCGGUAAUGCUGCAUAUAUUUUUUCGAAGUCGGUUGGGGAAUUUUUUAUUCGAGUCAUGAUAAGUCAUGUUACAGGAAAUGCUACGAUUGGCUUCUUCCUAAUGCUUGGAGAGAGAGAGAAAAUUGAACAUACAAACAAACGAAAAUCCUUGGCUUCUUUCUCUUUACUUAUCAUAGAUAGUCGUCAGCUAUGCCCGUAAAGAUAGCAAUGACAUGAUUUUCGAAAUCCUUCCAACACCAACACGAGUUUAUGUUGGCGACAAUUUGUUCUGGUAAUGCUGCGUAUAUUUUUUAGAAGUCAGUUGAAGAAUUUCUUAUUCGAGCCACAAUAAGUUAUUAUACAGGAAAUGCUACGAUCGACUUCUUCCAAACGCUUGGAGAGAGAAAUUUAAACAUACAAACAAAGGAAAGCGUUAAGCUUCUUUCUCUUUUUUAUGAUGAUUGAAAAACUAAAUAUGUUAAUCUUUGACCGAAACAAAUCUAGAUGUAUUUUCCUGUUGCAAUGCAAAUAACUAUUCGGGUCCUUUUUUAAAAUAUGAUUUAGAUCACUCUGCUCAAUAGGGCUCAACAGUCGUCUUUAAAGUGACGAGGACUCGCUUAUUACGGUUCUGGCCAUAAAAGGAUGAGGUUUCUUAACCGACUCGGCUUUCAAAAUAGAAGCUCAGAUGAUACGUUGAUUUAAACAUUUUAUAAGUAGAGAAAGAUGUUUUUCGUCUUGUCACAAGCGUAAGACAAAGAAAAAAAUUCUGAGUUCCCAUGAGGAAUCGAACCUCAGACCUUCGGAUUCCGCGUGCUGAGCCACAGAGAUUCUACAGUGAGUGAGGUCUCUAUUUUAUAAGUAAUUGCAUGAAUAAGAAAUUGCCUGAAUGAAUGAAAACACUGAACAAAUCGAAGCUUGAAUGUAUGAAUGAUUAAGUCAUUGAUAAACGAUUGAUUGACUGACUGACAAGCCACUUACAUAAUACUAUAAACUGACUGACUACGGACUAUCAGACUGAAUAACUCUCUUGACUAACUUAGUGACAAUGAAAAAGGAAGGUCUUGAAUGACCAAAUAUAUUUUAUAUUGUUUGCUUUUUGUCUUGUUUUUUGUUUUGUUUUGUUUUGUUUUGUUUUGUUUCGUUUAUUGUUGUUGUUGUUUUUUUUUUUUCAGUUUUACCUCGACAAAUCUCUACGAUGAUACCUGGCAACACCUGUGUCUCACCUGGGAAAACACUCAAGGAUUAACGAAACUUUAUAAAGAUGGUCAAUUUACAGAACAGGUAACGAAUCAUGCCACUAAGAAUUACACACUUAAGGCUGGCGGCUUCCUGGUGCUUGGACAAGAGCAAGACUCUUUUGGCGGAGGUUUUGAUCAUAACCAAACCUUUCAUGGCCGAUUGGCAAGUGUCAACAUGUGGGAUAAAGUUCUGUCCGAAAGCGACAUUGCCGCUCAGUACACAAAUUGCAGCGUACCUCAUGGUUCUGUUAUUAACUGGUCUGUAUUCAAAAAUCUUACUCAUGGCAAUGUUGCAGUUGAAGAGCCGUGA